AUGUCGGACCCCUUCAAGGUCCGUUCUUUGGCACCUGCAUCGAGCUCAAAUGGCCGAACAUUGCUGGAGAACUGUGCUUUGAAAACAAUUCCAACUCGCCGUAACGCGUCCAUGUCAUGUUCAGCAUGCAAGCUUCGCAAAGCAAAGUGUCAGGGCGGAACUCCAUGCGGAAACUGCGUGAAGCAUCAGACGGAAUGUCGGAGAGAGGAAGACAAAGAUGGUCGCCGACAGACAUCCCUGAAGCGAAAACUUAUCGAGCUUGAACAGGACCGCACUCUUCUCGUGCGCCUACUCGAGACCAUUCGCGAUGAUGAGGAUGUCAACGUCACGCAGCUUCUCAAUCUUAUUCGCAGCAAUGCUCCGCCGGAUGAGAUUCGACCGUCAGUCGGAGAGGGUUUGGAGAGUCUUCCGAAGUCGAGACGCAGAAUCAGCCCGGAUACUGGCCGGAUGGCAGCUGAGGACAUUUCGUCAGAGCAUGAGACUAUUCGACCGCGGCCUCGCCGCAAGGUAAUGACAAUAAGAAGUCUCUGCGACUUCCCCAUAGUCAAUGUGCCGGCAAAGCCUUGGACAUCGGUUACUGAUCGCGAUGAUCUUGUCUCCCACCUCAUGUCACUGUGGCUUACCUGGUAUCACCCCGGUAGGGACUGUAUGGAUCGCGAUCUCUUCAUCAGGGACAUGCAGUCGAAAGAAAUUAACUCCAGAUUCUGCUCUCCGUUCCUGGUCAACAUCAUACUCGCCGAAGCAUGCUUCUACUCCGACGAUCCUGAAUGUUGGGCGAUUCCCGGCGACCCGACAUCGAAGGGAUUGCAUUUCUUCAACGAGGCCAAAAUGCACCUCGAUAAAGAGAGCAACAAGGCCACUCUGACCACUGUCCAGGGCCUUUUCUCAAUGUUCAUGUACAACUCCGUGAUAGGUAAUGACAGGCUGGGGUAUCAGUACAUGAUUCAGGCCGCAAUGAGCGCAGAAGAGCUUGCACAUUCCAGAGCUCGAAUAGUGGAGACGGCUGGGGAAGCCGCCCCAGAACUGACCGAAGCAAUCAAACACGCGCUUCAAGGAGCUUUCAAUAUUGUGUCUGUUUCCUCGCUUGCGCUCCAGAAACCUAUACCGAUGAGGGUCCUCGAACCAAUGCCUUCAGAACCUUGCAACCCAAAGGAGAAUGACCAGUGGACGCUGUAUCCUCAUCGAGGACAUCAAUUUCCGGCACAUACAAAGUGCUUACUCUCUUCAUUGACAGAGUUUAGCGGCAUCGUUGCAGAAGCAUCGACAUUUCUAUAUGGUGAUGAAAAGCCUCCUCUCAGCGAUCUGGAAGAGGCAGUCAAUCUCACAUCUGCGAAAAUCAUGCGCUACCAUUCUGUCAUGAUCUUGAUGUUUGGCAUUCUAAAGAACGCCGGCUCCGGUAUCGAAUCGGCCACUGCGGUUGUGGCGCACGCAAAGCAGAAACGUAUAAAAUCUGCUCAGGCCGUCGCUGAUCUGGUGAGAAUGCAUCGCACUCUCUGGGGCAUAGAACGCAUUCCUAUACCCUGCACGCAAACAGUCAUCAUAAGCCUGUUUACGUUGCUGGAGGAUCUCGGAGAUCGCCAGAGCUCGAGCGCAUUUGUCGACCUGUGCGUUACAGCCCGCGCACUCUCCCGGGUCUGGCCGUUGUUCACGGCUAUGUUCCGGUCAGUCGAGCUGAGUGCGAUUCAGAUGGGUGUGGACCUCCCGCAGGAGGCACGGGAGGUCUUUGAAGACUUUGAGAGCAAAAUGUGGAAGGCGCGGGAUCAUUGA
Molecule: messenger RNA, 1767 nt
Organism: Aspergillus thermomutatus
Lineage: Eukaryota; Fungi; Ascomycota; Eurotiomycetes; Eurotiales; Aspergillaceae
Exons: 6
Coding region: 1-1767 (588 amino acids)
Biological process (GO): regulation of DNA-templated transcription; DNA-templated transcription
Molecular function (GO): zinc ion binding; DNA-binding transcription factor activity, RNA polymerase II-specific; DNA binding
Source: RefSeq, a predicted model, not a curated record